UUUACUUUACGUGCUCACAUAUUAGCUUGGACUGGAGAUCUUCCUGCUCUUUCAAAAAUUUUAUAUUUAACGGGACAUAAUUCAUAUUCAGGUUGCAGAUUCUGUAAUCUUCGAGGAACUUUAAAUGAAAUGAAUAGACAUGUAUAUUAUCCAUUACAACAAAAUAUUGAUCCUAUACGAUUACCAAUUCGAACACAUGAUGAGAUGCUGACUAGCAUAAAUCAAAUAGAACAUCUGAAAGGAGAUCGUAGAGAAACUUAUAUACGUAACUGCGGAAUUAAAGGAAAGAGUAUAUUAUUUGAGUUAUCUUCUAUAAAAUUUCCGCGUUCAUUUCCAGUAGAUAUAAUGCACCUUUUUUUCGAAAACAUUGCACCUCACAUGUUUCGACAUUGGAUAGGAAAAUUCUAUCCAAAAAAUGAUGAACGGAAUUCAAAUAAUUAUACAAUAAGUUCUAAAACAUGGAUUGAAAUUGGUGAAAUCAUGGAAAAAAAUAGAUCUAAUAUGCCAUCUGAUAUUGGACGUCCUCCACGCAAUAUCAUUAAACAUUCGGCUGGGUUUAAAGCUGUGGAAUGGGCAAAUUGGAUUAUUUUAUUUUCUUUACCAUUAUUAAAAGGAAGGCUGCCACAAAGUUACUUCUUAGGAUGGUCAAAUUUUGUUGAAGCUGUUCAGUUAUGUAUUCAACCUCGAAUAGAUUUUGAAGAUCUAGAUAAAAUCCGAAAUUUAUUGAUACAAUUUUAUAAUCAUUAUGCAAGGUAUCAUCUUUAUGGAAUUAUAUAA
Messenger RNA from Rhizophagus irregularis DAOM 181602=DAOM 197198, 777 nucleotides. Lineage: Eukaryota; Fungi; Glomeromycota; Glomeromycetes; Glomerales; Glomeraceae. The record is from RefSeq and is a predicted model, not a curated record.